AUCUAAGCAUGUGCGUCCGGUCUCACGUUUUUAAGUAUAUAAUAGAAUGUUUGAAUGUGUUCGGAAGGUACAUCAAAAUGGAGCUUCGUCGAGUGACCGUAUUCACCUUGUGUGUUCAUCUUACUGUUGCAUUUGACAUAUUUACCGACUUCCAAUCUGGUUGGGGAGGUUGGUAUCAAGAAUAUGGGGACAAUUUCGAUUGGACACGAAUAUACGGUUCCACUGGUUCGUCUGGCACUGGACCGACAGACGGUCAUUCAGGAUAUAGUUAUGAUAAUUAUGUAUACACCGAGGCUUCGUCUCCUAGGAGCGUUGGGCAAUCAGCUCGUCUACGGAGCCCAUUGCUUUCAUCAGAGCGAAGUCAAAUUUUACAAUUCUAUUACCAUAUGUACGGAGCCGAAAUGGGAACACUCAACGUUUAUAGAAAAUCUACCAACGGUUAUGAUAUUUUAUGGACAAAGUCUGGCAACCAAGGGAAUUUGUGGUAUCAAGCUAAUGUUCCGUUCCAACGUUAUGGAACUAGCGACAACUACAUCGUAUUCGAAGGCAUUAUUGGAACCUCAUUUACAAGUGACAUUGCAAUUGAUGACAUCAGCAUUACCGGUAAUAAUGAAUUAGAUUAUAAAACUGAUGUUGUUUGCAGUGGCUCUAAUAUGACCGUUUACUUGGAUACGUCCCUUAACAUCACCGGCAAUGUGCACUUCCUUGAUCCAACAUGUACUGCUGCAGGAUAUGUUUAUCGUAGCGGCACUCAAUGGAUCUAUCUAAAUACCAGAUAUGACGAGUGCAAAACCUCAAUGACGUCAACGCUGACUUCGACAACCUACCAUAAUCAGAUCAUUGCAUCCGAAACCGGCGGAAUGAUUUCCCGAAAGGGGGAAUUUCAUAUUUUCGUCGAGUGUGAGAUUGACAAUAGAGGGCGAUCAUCGGUUAGAUUCAAACAACCAGAAAUUAACAUAGAGCAUUUUAAUAAGCGCGAAAAUGGGAAUUUCACGUUUACGAUGGAUCUGUACACCAGUGGAGACUACUCUACACCAUACCAAGAUUGGUCCUAUCCUGUAGAAUUGAUCUAUGGUAGCAAAGUAUACGUCGGUGCAAGUGUACAAACUUUCACCAACGACAUGGUACUUUUUGUUGACUCUUGCAAGGCGACACCUCAUCCUGACCCGGAUGCUAAUCCACAGUAUCAAAUAAUCGAAAACAGUUGUGGUGUGGACUCUACUGUUGAAUUCGGUGGCCAAACAUCCAACCAUACAGCACGUGUUUUCUUUUCGUUUGAUACUUUUGGUUUCAUUGGCGAUUACUCCACGGUGUUUGUUCACUGUCAAUUAUCUAUUUGCAACGGAAGUGACUCGCAUUGCCAUAGAAACUGCCGUCAACGUCAACGUCGUGACGUCUCUGCACCUGAUAAAUUGUCCGAUACUGUUCCCAUUUUUCUAGGACCUGUGAUACUGAAGAGAUCAGAUGAAGACUCAAAGGUCGUCCUUGACAUUGAAGAAUCAACUUCAAAGGGGUUUUCUUUCGCCCUUUCUUCCACACUGUUGUUUGCUGUUAGCCUGGUAGUUCUUGGAGUAGGGUGUGCCUAUUGGAUUAAAAGUCGGAUCCAUACCAGAAAUGCGUACAGUCAACUGCAGAACAUCAGCGAAGAGAUGUAAUAGGAACUGGGAAAAAACACUGAGGAGAUGUAGAUAGAAUCUCUAUAUUUCAGCUCUUACAAAACAUAUGCUUUAUUAGCUAGUUAAUGUUCGAUUUUUGUUUGUUAUUACGUAGUUCUUAAGCGGGGUAAUUUAUAGUGAUAUAAUUUCAUGAUCGAUUUAGAGAAUUCGUUUACAACAAUAUUAUUUUUUUUGGUGCCCUGUCUUAAAUAAAAUCGAGGCUAUCACACACGUGCUGAGUAAUAUUUAAAAUAAAUGCCAGUCACUUAAAUUCACAUUCAAUUUCACUUUGAUUCUAUCAAUGGUUGUAGUACCCUCUUAUUUCAAAUAAUUCAUUAUGUAAUUUGAUUUUUUUUCUCUUCUGAUUACUAAUACAGUAAUUAUUUUAAUAGGGUUGUGAUUGCAUUGGUAUUUUACGGAAUUGUUACUAGUUAGAAAAACAUGUCUUUAGUUUUAAUGCCUCUGUUCAUAAAUUUUGGUGGAAAUAAAUUUAAUGGUACUGAUAGUCAA
Molecule: messenger RNA, 2165 nt
Organism: Anneissia japonica
Lineage: Eukaryota; Metazoa; Echinodermata; Crinoidea; Comatulida; Comatulidae
Product: ZP domain-containing protein-like
Exons: 9
Coding region: 9-1655 (548 amino acids)
Cellular component (GO): membrane
Source: RefSeq, a predicted model, not a curated record